Molecule: messenger RNA, 1530 nt
Organism: Cannabis sativa
Lineage: Eukaryota; Viridiplantae; Streptophyta; Magnoliopsida; Rosales; Cannabaceae
Exons: 6
Coding region: 436-1185 (249 amino acids)
Source: RefSeq, a predicted model, not a curated record
AUUUUAUAUGAAUUUAAAAAAUUAAAGUAUUAAAAUAAAAUAAAAAUGUGAUAAAUAUAUUCUAAAAAAGCUAUAGUAUUUAUAUAUAAGUUGGGCUUGUUUCUGGAGAGUUCCUGAGGCUUUAGCGUUAAGGGGGAAGAAAGGGUGUUGUGUGUUGAUCCUCUUUUUCCGCCUUAAACCCACUUCCCCUUUCCCCUCAAGCUACCUCAAACUCAAAUAUGCCGAAUUUCCUUGUCCCAAUUGGGAAAGAUGUAGUCUAUGAUUUGUGAUUUGUUAUAAUAUAUAUACAUAUAUUUAUCUAUCUAUAUGGGAUUGUAGUUUGCUCUCUUUUUGGGCUUCUGGGUUCUUUAAUCUGUCGACAAUAAGUGAGAAUCGGGGAUUUUUCGUUCUGGGUUUUGAUUUUCUUUGAAGAAGAAGAAGAGGAAGUUUACAGUAAUGGCUAAUGGGGAAGAGAAAAGCAGUGACUUUUAUGCAGUUUUGGGUUUGAAAAAGGAAUGUACAACUUUGGAGCUGAGGAAUGCUUACAAGAAAUUAGCAAUGAGAUGGCAUCCGGAUCGGUGUUCGGCUUCCGGGAAUUCAAAGUUCGUGGAGGAAGCCAAAAAGAAAUUCCAGGCCAUUCAACAAGCCUAUUCUGUUUUAUCAGACGAGAAUAAGAGGUUCAUGUACGACGUCGGAGUCUACGAUAGCGAUGAUGACGAAAGUGGUAUGGGUGAUUUUUUGAGCGAGAUGGCUGUUAUGAUGAGUCAAACAAAGCCUAAUGAAAGUGGGGAAGAAACCUUUGAAGAAUUGCAGCAACUAUUUGAAGAUAUGUUUCAAGGAAACAAUGAUGCAUUUGGAUCAAGUAAUAGUACUUCCUACUGCGAAACCUCAACGACAUCUUCUACGUCCUAUGCAUCUUAUAAUUGUGAAAGUUCAAGUUCCAGUAAUAAACGUAGCUCCACCGAUAUGAACAAUGGAAUUAGGACAAAUGGGAAUGAUUCUUCUUCAGGCUUUGCUGCUCAUCUUCAGAGCUUUUGUGUAGGGGUGGAUCAGCGGCGGGGUUUGAGGGAGGGGAUGGUAGUAGGAGGAGGGGCAGUUCGAGGAGGAGCAAGCGAUAACCACCGACGACAUGGAAGGAAACAAAAGGUUUCGUCUGGUCACGAUGUUUCUUCGAACGACUGCUCUAGUGGUAUAUCAGCAGCUUGAUUCAAAUGAGUUGGAACAAAAGGAAUAAUUUUUUCUGCUUCCAGCUUAUUAUAUAGAGGAUUUAAGAAAAUCACAUUUUACAGGCAAACAAUAGGGUAUUUUUGCCUUUUUUUUUUUGUUUUAUGUUUAGUGGUAGUAGGAUUUGAAUUGAACUUCACAUUAGCUACUGCUGGGGCAAUGGGGCCACAGAGUUGUCUACCCUACACAUUCAUGUCCCUGCUGUGGUUUAGUAAUUGUAGCUUUGUCUAAAGCCUUCGAAUUCGAUUGUACUGUUUAGCUUUUCUUUUCAUUAAUCCUUUUUAAAUGUAAUGUUAUUAUAAUUCUAAUACUUAUUUUGCUACUGCA